Molecule: messenger RNA, 1788 nt
Organism: Orbilia oligospora ATCC 24927
Lineage: Eukaryota; Fungi; Ascomycota; Orbiliomycetes; Orbiliales; Orbiliaceae
Exons: 3
Coding region: 1-1788 (595 amino acids)
Biological process (GO): protein phosphorylation
Molecular function (GO): protein kinase activity; ATP binding
Source: RefSeq, a predicted model, not a curated record
AUGGCUUCACACGUACAGAAUCUCAAGAACUUUAUUCGCCAUGGCAAACAAGCCCGAGACCCAGGCCCUGCUCCGCCAACAACUGCUAGUACUCAUGCACACGCCCAUGCUGUAACUGAACCUGCCUUUGGCGCGCAACCGAGGCAGCAUGAGGAUAGGACAGGCGAGUAUACUGUUGGUGCUGGGGGCGCACAGGCCAACCUCGCAGCUCAAGCAGAACACCAAGCCGCCCAGAAGCAGGCAGAAAAGCAACGUCUUGAAGACGAGGACCGAGACGCCGCAGUUGCACGUAUAGUCGCCGAGGAGCGAGAGAACAGGGGCAGAUUACCACGAUACCCCGGGCUAGAGCGGUGGACCCUGAUAUCCAAGAUGGGAGAUGGUGCCUUCAGCAAUGUCUAUCGGGCGAAGGACUCGUCAGGAGAGCUAGGAGAGGUCGCUAUCAAAGUUGUUAGAAAGUACGAGCUCAGCUCAAGUCAGCGAGCAAAUAUACUCAAAGAAGUCCAGAUUAUGCGACAACUGAAUCACCCAAAUAUCGUCAAGUUAAUAUCGUUCUCGGAGUCAAAACAAUACUACUACAUCAUUCUGGAGUUAUGCCCGGGCGGGGAGCUUUUCCACCAGAUUGUUAGACUCACGUAUUUCUCGGAAAAACUUAGUCGACAUGUCAUCACACAAGUCGCUGAGGCGCUGAAGUAUCUCCACGAGGAGAAAGGCGUCGUCCAUCGCGACAUUAAGCCCGAGAACCUCCUUUUCGAGCCUAUUCCUUUCGUCCCUACCAAGAAUCCGAAACCUAAGAACCCUAAUGACGAAGACAAAGCCGAUGAGGGCGAUUUCAUUCCUGGCGUUGGCGCCGGUGGGAUUGGCCGUAUCAAAAUCGCCGACUUCGGCUUAUCCAAAGUUGUUUGGGACUCCGUCACUAUGACUCCUUGCGGCACUGUCGGUUACACUGCUCCUGAAAUCGUCAAAGAUGAGCGAUACUCCAAGUCUGUCGACAUGUGGGCACUUGGCUGCGUCCUAUAUACUCUUCUCUGCGGUUUCCCACCGUUUUACGAUGAGAGUAUCAGCGUUCUUACUGAGAAAGUUGCCAGGGGACAGUAUACAUUUCUGUCGCCUUGGUGGGACGAUAUCUCAAAAUCCGCGCAGGAUUUAGUUUCGCAUCUAUUAACAGUUGAUCCGGAUAAGAGGUAUACAAUAGAGCAGUUCAUGGAGCAUCCGUGGAUUAAAGGCACGGAUGAGGAAACAUAUCCGGCUGCCGAUGCUCCACCACUUGCGACACCAGCCAUUAGUAGAUCAGGAUACUAUAAAGAUGGCUCACCGAUGGUGCUGGACGAAUACACCCCUGGAGCGCAGAGUGCAGAAAGGAAUGGAAAGCGCUCAGAUUUCAGAUCACCGGGUCAUUUAGCACUGAGGGAGGUCUUUGAUGUUGGUUAUGCAGUACAUAGGAUGGAAGAAGAGACGAAACAGAGGAAGAAGCAUAAAGGAGGGUUCUCGAAUCUGGCGUCGAGUAUGGCUCUCAACGAAGAAGAAGAAGACGAGUAUGAUGAAAACCAUGGAGCAGUCGUUGCACCACCUGCAGAUGAAAUGGAGGGAAUGGAGAGGGAUCUGAGAAAUGCUAGUAUCGGCGCGGCUGCUCAGAAGAAACCACAACCCGCAAAAGUGCCACAGUCCCAACAACAUCAGAAUAGAGGAAGGAAGAAGGCAGGAUUCGAGUUGAGUUUGGACAACGCCACGUUAAUCGGUAGGAGGAAGAGGAAUGUGGAUGGCGGGGGGGUGGUCAGCGCUCAGGCUUAG